AUGGGUUCCUUGGCAAAUUACCACAAAAACCUUCCCGUAAUCGAAUUCGCCGGGGACAGUAUAGUCCCGGGCUCGACCAGCUGGCAAUCGACGAGCGCAAAUGUUGUACGGGCACUUGAGGUGUACGGGUGUUUCCUAGCGAUAUGCGACAGAUUUGCGCCCGGCAUGCACGACUCGAUUUUCCAUGCGGCGGAGGAGUUAUUGUCUCUACCGAUCGACGUGAAAGUGAAGAACAUUUCCGAGACCCCUUCGCAUGGGUACGUGGGACAGGUGGCACUUAUUCCGUUGUACGAAGGUUUGGGGAUCGAAAAUGCCACCACACGCCAGGGAGUCGACGACUUUAUCAAGCUCAUGUGGCCGUCAGGGAAUCGUACUUUCCGUGAAACAACUUUAGAGUACUCUAAGAUUGUGGCCCAACUAGACCAAGUUGUGAUGAGAAUGGUGUCCGAAAGCUAUGGCAUAACGAAUAGCUACGAGGCAUUGCUCGAAAAAACAUCGUACCUCCUUCGACUGCUAAAAUACCGAAAGCCUAACGAAAACGAAAGUGGUUUGGGUAUUGUCCCGCACACGGACAAGAGCUUCAUGACCAUUCUCCACCAAAACCGAGUGCCCGGGCUCGAAAUCAAGGCCAAAAACGGCCAUAACUGGAUAGUCGUUGAUCCUUCGCCUAAGUUUUUCAUUGUCAUGGCCGGCGACGCAUGUAUGGCAUGGACUAACGGAAGAAUCGAAGCUCCCCAACACCGGGUGAUGAUGAUGAAGGGGUCCGAGGAAAGGUACUGUGUCGGCCUGUUUACGUUUAUUAAGGAUAUUGAAAUAGAGGUGGCGAAAGAGCUAGUCGACGAUGAGAACCCUUUGCAGUUUGAGCCGUUCGAUCACUACAAGUUCAUACACUUCUACUAUACCGACGAGGGCAAGCGUGCAAAGUGUCCCAUUAAGGCGUAUUGUGGAAUCUGA
Molecule: messenger RNA, 954 nt
Organism: Striga hermonthica
Lineage: Eukaryota; Viridiplantae; Streptophyta; Magnoliopsida; Lamiales; Orobanchaceae
Source: the annotation of a GenBank genome assembly